Gasterosteus aculeatus aculeatus (three-spined stickleback) is the source of this 2409-nucleotide messenger RNA. NCBI's taxonomy places the organism in Eukaryota, Metazoa, Chordata, Actinopteri, Perciformes, Gasterosteidae. The record is from RefSeq and is a predicted model, not a curated record.
AUGGAUGAAGAAACCCUUGAGGCAGCCAUCAGCUCCUAUGGCGCCCAGCUGCAGCAGGUGGAGGCAGCCCUGUCAGCUGGCCUGGACCCUUCCCAUCAGUCAGACCUGCUCAAGCUGAAAGACGACCUCCGUCAGCUCAUAGAGCUCACCGAGUCCAGCCUGGUGUCUGUCAAGAAGAGUCAGCUCCUGGCCAGCCUCGAGGAGGGUCAUGGACUGCAGGCAAACACCUCCGAGGCGGCACGCGCUGACACAAACGGUGCAAACGGUGGUUUGGACGGCGAGAUGGCGGCUUUCUACUCCAAACUCGGGGAGUCAUCAGGUAGUAGCUCUGAUCCGAGAGACAGGGACAAUGGGGACGACGGGGAGGAAUAUGACGAGGAGGAGGAGGAAGAAGAUGCCCUCAGUGGUACGAAAGUGAGAGCGCCCUACCGGACAACAUGGGGGACAUUGGAGUAUCACAAUGCCAUGGUGGUGGGGGCAGAACCGUCGGAUGGAGAAGAGGCAAAAGUAAGAGUGCUCUACGUCUGCCCCACCCAGAAGUCUAUGAAACCCUGUCCAUACCACCUAGAGGACAAAUGCCGCUUCCUGGAGAAUUGCAGAUUUUCUCAUGGCGAGGUGGUGUAUGUGUCGGAGCUCAGAGAGUUCCUAGAGUUUGACCUCAGUAACCUUGAGGAGGGCUCCUGCUGCUUGGCUCGACAUGAGGACGGCAUCUGGUACCCCGCCAGAAUCACAGAUAUUGACAGUGGUUUCUACACUGUGAAAUUUGACUCGGUGCUGCUGAAAGAUGUUGUGGUCGAGGCCGACUGCAUCAUCCCGCCUCUGAGGGAAGACGACCCGCUCUCGUCUGAUUCUGACCUGGACGACACUGAAGACGGGCAUUUGGCUUUUGCGAAAGUUAUGGACACCGCUGUGGAAUCCACAGAAACGGUAAACAGUGCAAAUUUUGGUGGCUGGGAGGCGCAUACCAGAGGCAUCGGAUCAAAGCUUAUGCUCAAAAUGGGAUAUGAAUAUGGGAAAGGCUUGGGGAAGAUGCAGGAGGGUCGAGUGGAGCCGGUCAUGGCGGUGGUCCUUCCCAAACGCAGGUCUCUGGACCAGUGUGCCGAGCUCACCCACAGACGCACCCAGAGCAAGGUCUCCGAAGACGGCACCCCAAAGGGCCGCCGAAAGAGACGCAGGAAGCCUCGGGUGGCCACCGGAGGGCGCCGUACCGUAUUUGACUUUCUCAACCAGAAGCUCGAAGGCAAGAGCACUGCUCCUGUCAAGGAGGGGGCCGCCGCGGCGGCGGCGACGACGGCCACAGCGGCGGCAACAGGGGUGGAAGCUUACAGGGGGGGGAAAAGCACCAAGAGGACUCUGAACGUGAAGGUGUUCCAGGCCGCGGAGAGGGUGUCCCAGACCGAGAGGGAGAUCCAGAAACUGACCGACACACUCAGCAGACAGACGGGCCGGGACUCCUCCAGAGUGAAGCAGCUGGAGGAGAAGCUGUCGGCGGCUCGGCGGCUGCUGGCCCAGCAGAAAGCCCACGAGCUGUCCAUCCAGAGCGAGCACAGGAAGGCCGACACGCACAAGAAGAUGACGGAGUUUUAAGAUCGCUCGUCUCAUAAGACUCUGACGAUGAGGAGAAGCGCUGCCAGCCUGAAAUUAACUUUUGGCCCCCGAACCGUUGUCUUGUUUUUGCCAUAUAUUUUUAAGCAUCAUCUCUCGCCUCAACUUGGCUGUUAUGCCCAUUGUUUGCUGAACCUCCUUUCUGCUUGUCAUUAUAAAGAAUUCGAGGACUGUGCAGUUUUAUUUUGUGCGUACAGCUGUUGGGUUUCUUAUAUAUAUUUUAUUUGUGAUGAGCAUUUUGUGUUUUUCUUCAUCACGACUAAAAACCUUGUGUUUGGAGAAGCUCAUGUGCAUUCAUUCAUUUCAUUCUUUUCUCACUAUACCAUCAAAUGUUUUAUGUGUUCUUCGGUUUUACUUUUCAGAAGGAAAUUUGAAUAAUUCUAGCUUGAGGCUGCUCCUCUCUACCUUUUUCUUGCAUUUCAAACUGACUUUUAAAAACCUCAGGACUUUUAAAAGUCCUCCCAAUCUCAGGUGUUGGGAGACCUUUGCUCAGUUUUGAAGUGAAGCUCACGCCUCUUACCGGCUGAUACGCAGCAUCUUUGAAGCAACGACCAUAACCCUUUUUAUAAAAUAAUGAAUUUGGAGAGCACCUUGUCUGACGCACAUUGUGUGUAGGCGGUAUGUGGGUUGAGUGGGGACUGCAUCCAACUUUAGGUUGAGGUGUUAGAUUAGGUCAUACUUAUGAACAAUUUCUUUUUUUUUUAUGCGAUGCAGCAUAAAACGGAAAAAUACUGUAUUUGUUCAAUUUUUUUUUUAAUAAAAAGGCCUUUUUGAAGAAUCAGUAAGGUGGACAUUUAAAGUUCA